This is a messenger RNA of Cynara cardunculus var. scolymus (artichoke), 802 nucleotides long. Its product is annotated as universal stress protein PHOS32. The transcript has 4 exons. Bases 141 to 623 code for a protein of 160 amino acids. The record is from RefSeq and is a predicted model, not a curated record. Lineage: Eukaryota; Viridiplantae; Streptophyta; Magnoliopsida; Asterales; Asteraceae.
AGACAAACCAAAGUAUCAAAUAAAAGGUAGAGAAGAAGAACACUUCAUUUGUGCUUUCUUUUCAAACAGCUCCUAUAUUGUCUGGUAAACCCUUUGUGAGAUUCUUCUUGUGAUUCAGUGUUUCUGAUCUCCGAUAGAAAAUGGUGAAGGAUCGGAAGGUAGGUGUGGCCAUGGAUUUCUCCAACAGCAGCAAGGCAGCUUUGCAAUGGGCAAUCGAUAAUUUAGCUGAUAAAGGUGAUACGUUCUACAUCAUCCAUGUCAAAUCCCAUUCCGGCGAUGAAUCUCGGGACAAACUCUGGUCUACCUCUGGCUCUCCUUUGAUUCCAUUGAGCGAGUUCCGUGAGCCGGAAGUGAUGGCUAAGUACAACGUGAAAACGGAUAUUGUUGUUCUUGACAUGCUUGAUACAGGAGCUAGACAAAAAGAGAUUCAAGUUGUGACCAAAUUGUAUUGGGGAGAUGCAAGGGAGAAGCUGGUUGAAGGAAUUGAAGAUCUGAAGCUGGAUACAUUGGUCAUGGGUAGCAGAGGACUCAGUUCUCUCCAGAGGAUCAUCUUAGGAAGCGUCACAAACUAUUUGGUGACCAAUGCACCUUGCCCCGUGACCAUCGUCAAGGACAAACACUGAUUCCCGUUAGGUACUAUCAAUAAUGCGUGAAGUACCACUACUUCAAGCGACGUCUUGUUUCAUCAUUUUAUUUAUUUAUGCUUUUUAAACCUCCUCUUUUAUGUAAUGUAACGUAACAUAUACCAAACAAAAACAUAAUUAAUUAUUGUUCAACUUGUUCUCAAUUAAUGUGUGUGAAA